AUUCAACGAUACUCCAUCAUUCCAUUGUCAACAAAUUCCGGUUUAAUUGGAUGGGUCCCACAUUGUGAUACGCUACACGCUCUCAUUAGGGAUUACCGGGACAAGAAAAAAAUACUGCUGAACAUUGAGCAUAGGAUAAUGCUGAGGAUGGCACCAGAUUAUGAGCACCUUACCUUGAUGCAGAAGGUGGAGGUGUUCGAGCAUGCUCUUGAGCACACUCAAGGAGAUGACUUAGCCAAACUAUUGUGGCUGAAAAGCCCAAGUUCUGAGGUCUGGUUUGAUCGUCGAACAAACUACACCCGAUCCUUGGCUGUCAUGUCAAUGGUUGGCUAUGUUCUGGGGCUAGGAGACAGACAUCCGUCAAAUCUUAUGUUGGAUCGACUAACAGGCAAGAUCCUACACAUCGACUUUGGUGAUUGUUUUGAGGUUGCCAUGACGAGAGAAAAAUUCCCAGAGAAAAUUCCAUUCCGUUUAACACGAAUGCUUAUCAAUGCCAUGGAGGUGACUGGUAUUGAUGGUAACUAUCGUAUCACAUGUGAGAGUGUGAUGGACGUGCUGAGAGCACACAAGGACAGU
Messenger RNA from Anneissia japonica, 576 nucleotides. RefSeq names its product serine/threonine-protein kinase mTOR-like. The transcript is spliced from 5 exons. Lineage: Eukaryota; Metazoa; Echinodermata; Crinoidea; Comatulida; Comatulidae. The record is from RefSeq and is a predicted model, not a curated record. The annotation marks the transcript as partial. Gene Ontology annotation, biological process: TOR signaling; negative regulation of macroautophagy; protein phosphorylation. Gene Ontology annotation, cellular component: TORC2 complex; TORC1 complex; nucleus. Gene Ontology annotation, molecular function: protein serine/threonine kinase activity.